This is a messenger RNA of Emiliania huxleyi CCMP1516, 621 nucleotides long. RefSeq lists its product as hypothetical. The transcript is spliced from 5 exons. Lineage: Eukaryota; Haptophyta; Isochrysidales; Noelaerhabdaceae. The record is from RefSeq and is a predicted model, not a curated record. Bases 1 to 621 code for a protein of 206 amino acids.
AUGGCAGGCCGUGCGCCCUCAGUGGUGGCUGUUGCGCCAGCCGCCGCCGGCUUCGAGAAGGGCAUGUCCCAGUUCGCUGCCGACUACCCGUGGCUCGCGAAAUACGGCUUUGGUCCCACCGUGAAAGCCGAACGUUGGAACGGCCGCCACGCCAUGUUUGGCUGGGCGGCGAUUCUAGCAACCGGCGUCGCAAAGGCCCACGGCUGGAUCCCUGACGGGAGCACGGCUCUCACCUACGCCGAUUGGGGCGGGCUUGCGCAACAAGGUUUCAAUACGUACAUAUCGAAUGAGAGGGCCAUCAUCAUGAUCGCACACGUCCACGCGCUGGCUGUGUCGGCCGCGGCAGCCUUUGGUCCGCAGGUGCUGGGCGACUCGCUCACGCUCCUCGACGGGGAGGAGGACGAGGCGCCUGAGCUUCGCUUGAGUGAACCGUAUGGUCUCUUUGUCAAUGGAGCCUUCGGGCUCUCUCCAGCGGCAGAGAUGGCUAACGGCGCGAGAAGCCGCCUCGCGAUGCUCGGCAUCAUCGCCGUUGUGAUCACUUCGGCUAUCUCCGGCAAAGACAUCCUCGAAGUGGUCGACAUCGGCACCGGCGGCAACCUCCUCACGCACCCCAUGUUCUGA